UUUUCAUAUUCACCCUUUCCAGUCUCUCUCUCUCUAUCACUCACUCAUUCUCUCACUCUCCCAUCAUUUGUCCAGUUUCAUAACAUCUAUUUUGGAUUAAUAUCAUCAUGAGUGGAGGAAAUAUCAAGGUCGUCGUAAGAUGUCGACCGAUGAAUUCAAGAGAAAUUGCGAGAGGAGCAGUGGGAUUGAUUCGUAUGGAAGGCAACCAAACUAUUAUUUCAAGACCACCUGAUCAAAGAACCGGAAAAGACUCUGAAGACGUAAAGGCCUUUACAUUUGAUAAAUCUUAUUGGUCUGCAGAUAAGAAUGACCCACGUUAUGCAGACCAACAAACUGUAUAUAAUGAUUUGGGUGUUGACUUGUUGAACCAUGCGUUUGAUGGAUACAACUGUUGUAUAUUUGCAUAUGGUCAAACCGGUGCUGGUAAAUCAUAUUCCAUGAUGGGUUACGGUGAAGAUAAAGGUAUCAUACCACGAACAUGCUCAGCACUAUUUGAAAGAAUACACCAAAAUCAAGAUCCUAAUUUGACACAUCGGGUGGAAGUGUCGUACAUUGAAAUUUACAACGAAAAAGUACGCGAUCUACUCAAUCCGAAAAACAAGGGAAAUCUCAAAGUACGUGAACAUCCUUCCUUGGGUCCUUAUGUAGAAGAUCUUUCAAAAUCCGUCGUCACUUCAUUUGAUGAUAUCGAAAACUUGAUGGACGAAGGCAAUAAGGCACGUACUGUGGCAGCCACCAACAUGAACGAAACCUCUUCUCGAUCUCAUGCUGUAUUCACCUUAAUCCUCACACAGAAACGGUUGGACGAUCUUACAAAAUUAGAAACCGAAAAAGUCGCACGUAUCAGUCUAGUUGAUUUAGCUGGUAGUGAAAGAGCAAACAGUACAGGAGCUACAGGAGCGCGAUUAAAAGAAGGUGCCAACAUCAAUCGAUCGUUAACCACUCUUGGUAAAGUCAUUGCUGGACUUGCAGAACAAGCAACGCAAGACGGAAAGAAGGGGAAAAAAAAGGAAGUGUUUAUUCCGUACAGAGACUCGGUACUUACUUGGCUUCUUAAAGACUGUCUCGGAGGAAACUCUAAAACAACAAUGAUUGCAGCGAUCUCGCAAUGUGAUUAUGAUGAAACACUAAGUACACUUCGAUACGCAGAUCAAGCAAAGAAGAUCAAGAACAAGGCUAUUGUGAAUGAAGAUCCAAAUGCUAAGCUAAUUCGAGAACUAAAGGAGGAGCUUGAGGUGCUGAGAGAUAGGUUGAGGACAUACGCACCAGAGGAAGUAGAACAACUUGCGGCUAAUAGUGCAUACAAGUCUGGCAAUAAUAGUACUACUGCAGCUAGUCGGUCAUCAGCAGCAGCUAUACCCAAAAAGAGUAUAUCAGAAAUCGAAAUAAAAGAUAGUAAAGGAAAUGUAAAGAAAAUGUCCAAGGAAGAGAUUGUUGAACAAUUACAAAGUUCAGAAAAACUGCUGGCUCAUCUCAAUGAAACUUGGGAAGAACGACUGAAAAAGACAGAGCAGAUACACUUGGAAAGAGAAAAGGCAUUAAAAGAACUAGGUAUUACUAUAGAAAAAAAUGAAACAGGCGUUUAUGCACCAAAGACGAUACCCUUCAUUGUCAACCUAAACGAAGAUCCUCUCAUGUCUGAAUGCUUGAUGUAUCAGAUUAAACCUGGUACAACAAAACUGGGCAGAAUGGAUAGUGAUGUGUACGCAGAUAUUCGUCUAAGUGGGCCCAACAUUCAAGACGAUCAUUGUACAUUUGAAAAUAAUAAUGGUGUAGUCACGUUAAGCCCUGGAGUAGACUCUCUUGUCAUGGUCAAUGGUCAAAGAAUAACCAAGCCACGACAGCUCAAGAAUGGGUAUCGUAUUAUUCUUGGAUUUUAUCACAUAUUCCGCUUCAACAACCCAGAAGAGGUCAGAAAGGAAAGGGAGAACAGUAUCAGUGUCAAUAAUAACCUUAGUCUCAGUGGCAGUCUACCACCUGAUUCUCCUAUUACAGACACAAACCCCAACAUGACUGGAUCAGAAGUGAUUGACUGGAACUAUGCCAGAAGAGAAGCAGUACUAAAUUAUUAUUCUGCAGAACAAAACCUCAGUGACUUGAAUGACGAAGAACUAGAAAAGUUGUAUGACGGAAUAGCAAAGAUUAGAAAUUCGAGAAGAACAAGAUGUGAAAGUAGAACGGAUAAUAAUGAUGACAAUGAAUCAACUACAACAAGGGAUUCAUCUUAUAGGAAUUCGUCACUGGUUAAUAUGGAAGAUGGUCUGGAAAGUGUAUACACAGAUAUCACAUCAACAAGCGAAUACAUGCUAGAAGAAAAACUAAAGCAGGACAAAGAAAGAAUGCAGAGAGAAUUGGAUAACCAAAAGAGGGUCUAUGAAGCCAAAAUACAAAGAAUGUCUAGACAACUGUCAGCGCAGGUGCAACAGCCUAUUCAGCAAUACACUGAGAGAGAAAUGCAGCUCAUUACAAAAGUACUUCACAGGUGGAAAAAGCUACGAACUGUUGACAUGGCAGAGGUUAUAUUAACAAACGCCGUUAUGUUAAAAGAAGCAAAUAUCAUUGCAAGAGAGCUUAAGAAGCAAAUCAUAUACCAGUUUACCAUUAUACAACAAAAUGAGCCACUAACAUCCAGCUUGGAAUAUAACCUUAGUCAAUUUGAAACAGAUGAAGAUUCAGCGUUAAUAACAACACCAAAGCCAUGUAUUGGAAUAAGAGUCAUUGACAAAAAGAAUCAAGCGAUCUAUAUUUGGUCGAUUGAAAAACUAAAGCAGAGAUUGCAUAAAAUGCGAAACCUGUACAACUUUAUGGAUCGACCUCAGUAUAGAAAACACUUUAAUUGGGAAGACCCUUUCUUUGAAAAUCCUUGUCCAAAAUAUACCAUGAUCGGCUUAUCCUUUGUACCCAUGGUUAAUCUCAUACAUCAACAGCCUUAUGAAGGUUCAUUUGACAUUACCUGUCAGUUCAAUGGUCAGCAUAGAGGAAAGCUAAAAAUACAGAUAUCCCCUCUAGCAAGGUCGGUUGCCGUACCCACAAACACCGAAAAAUCCAUUUUAAGGCAUCCAUUGCUAUCAUCUUCCCCUCAACCGUUGUUCCCUGAAAAUGACGAUUCAGAUGACGAAGAUUCGGAUACUGAAGGUAAUAUGCUACAAAACGAUCAUACAACACUAUCUGUUGGCCAAAACUUGCUAUUUGAAAUCAAGAUUAUUGAAUUCAGCGGCAUUAGUGAAUCUGAAUUCACCGAUAUCCAUAUCCAGUUUAGACUCUCAUCAUUUGGUGGCAUCCCACCUUAUUCUCCUGCUGAAAAAAUAUUCGUAACGGAACCUGCCAGUUUCUUUGAAAACAACCCUGUUCAAGUAGAUUUUGCUCAAACUAUUUCCUUGGUUGUCACACCAAAUGUGCUUCAUGUCCUCAUGUAUGGAUUCAUCACAUUUGAGGUCUAUGGUCAAGCUCAGACCCGAGUCCUUUCACAACAGGAAAGAUGGGAUGACCAACGAGAAAAGCCUCCUCGGUUACCUGGAAACUCGGCCGAGUCAGUACAUUCAUCAUCUGGCAGCAGUAUGGCCGAUUCGGCAACAGUGGGCUCACUUGAGCGCAUCUCUGAAGAAGAGUUACUGACAGCAGAAAGACACGAUGUCGUAGCAUGGAUUGAGAUACAGGAACUCACUCCUUCAGGCGAGUAUAGCCCAAUGCAAAUCACAUGCAAGAACGCGCUGGACAAGGGCUACUUUACCUUACGACAAGGCUUACAGCGACGUAUCUGCUUUACACUCAUGCAUACCUCAGGUCAUCAAUUUGAAUGGACACGUAUAAAGAGUGCAUCUAUUGGCCAUGUUCGUCUGCUGGACGGUAAAGGUCGUAUACUUGAAACACCUGCACAGGAAAAUAUACCCAUCAAACUCCUAAGUCGUCAACAAGUCAUCUAUCGCUCGGACGGAACAAGUCAGCUGACAGCCCAGGCUGCUUGGGAUAGCUCACAGCACGAUUGCAUCUUUUUAAACAGGCUGACGGAUCUAAACAGUCGCGUCAUUCUUAAUCUCAUGUGGGAAGUGGAAGCCGAACGAUGUCAGAAGCCAAUCCGGUUCAAUAUGGACAUUGCAAUUCAAAUUCAAAGCAGAGACCGUUCCUUACGUACUAGUAAAUUGUCAAGUCUCAAGAGGUUGUGGUACCCUACUGCUGCAAGAACACUGACGAAAUACAGUGGCGUGUUUUCUGUGCAUCUUAAGCCACCCAUGACACGAAGAACAAGCCAGCUCUGGCGUUUGAAUACUGCCACAAAGUAUGUUCAUGGUGAGGAACUUUUGGGAUCAUGGAAACCACGUGGCGUGUCUUUAGUACAGGACUUUAAUUCGAUGCAAGAGAGGAUAAAUCGUAAAAAUCAAGUGGCCUUUACUCGUCAAAUUUUGAAUCUAAAGAAGCAACAAGUGCAGCAAAUAGAACAAGUUAAAGAAGCAGCUACAGAUGAACAAGAACGACAGUUAGCCUUAUUGAAGAAAAUAGUGGACUUGUGGCAGUUAAAACUUGGUACAGAUAAAGAAAUUGUAAUCAGUCAAGAUCCACCUGUGCAAAUGGAUUUGCCGAUAACAGUUCAAAGAGAAGAGCUACAAAGCACUGCUAAGCUUUUGGCCGAAGUCGAGUUUGUGAAUCAACCAGCCAAUGUGUCCAAGAAGGGAUACUUGUUAUACCAGCAGGAUGCGGCAAAGGAUCUUUGGAUAAAGAGAUGGUUUGUCAUUCGUAGACCGUAUAUUUACAUUUACACAAAUGAUACCGAGUCAGACGAACAGGGUGUCAUUAAUGUAGCCUCUGUUAGAAUUGAUUAUAAUGAAGCACUUGAAAAGAUGAUACAAAGAACUAAUGUUUUUGCCGUUUAUACCAAUAAUAAUGCUUAUACCUUACAAGCAGGAGCAAGACAGGAAAUGAUUCAAUGGAUUCAAAUGAUUGAUCAAAAAUUCCCUUUGGAUACAAUAACAACAUGAUCUUAAUAAAACAACAUGUUAUGUAAUACUUUUUAUAUUAAUGAAAUGUAGCCUAUAUCGCGUUAUGUUUAGAAGGGGUUGUUACAAUGAAAUCAUGGAAACCAUUUAAAAAUCUAGGAGACAGUUGAGGGCAGAAGAUAGAAUGCUUUACACCAGUUCAUAAUGAGUAUCCUAUAAAUCGGCAACAAAUACAGUACGACUUUUAUUAACUCUACAUGAACUUAUACUACUUAAUGAGCACGGUAUGACUGACUUUACUAUUAAGUUGAUGAGAUUGCUUUCUAGGUUUAGGCACCAUAGGUUAUUUAUACUCUU
Messenger RNA from Rhizopus microsporus ATCC 52813, 5288 nucleotides. Its product is annotated as kinesin-domain-containing protein. The transcript has 7 exons. Gene Ontology annotation, biological process: microtubule-based movement. Gene Ontology annotation, molecular function: microtubule motor activity; microtubule binding; ATP binding. The record is from RefSeq and is a predicted model, not a curated record. The coding region runs from base 108 to 4973 and encodes 1621 amino acids. Lineage: Eukaryota; Fungi; Mucoromycota; Mucoromycetes; Mucorales; Rhizopodaceae.